Molecule: messenger RNA, 483 nt
Organism: Daphnia carinata
Lineage: Eukaryota; Metazoa; Arthropoda; Branchiopoda; Diplostraca; Daphniidae
Product: pro-resilin-like
Exons: 3
Coding region: 64-453 (129 amino acids)
Cellular component (GO): extracellular matrix
Source: RefSeq, a predicted model, not a curated record
AGAAAUUCAGUUGGUUAUCAUCCUCCAGCAGCCAGGAAUUCCAGGAACAUAUAAAAAGGCAUUAUGAUUAGCUACAUGGUCAGUUCCUCUACCUCCUUUGUACGCACUGCAAUGCAUCAGUUGUUUAUUGUCGUUCUUGCCUUCGCAAUCGGAGCUUCCGCCCAAUCGGAUUCCCGCUAUUCGAACGUACCAGAUUACCCUGCUUACGACGAUGAGCCUAUUAUGCCCUACACCUUCGGCUACACCAUCAAAGAUGCUGAAACCCACAGCAGCUUUGGCCAUCACGAAACGGCUGAUGAGGAAUCUGUAACGGGAUCGUACGUUGUUGCCCUGCCGGACGGACGAACACAAAUCGUUUCCUACGUAGCUAAUGAAAACGGAUAUUUUGCUGACGUCAAGUACGAAGGAGAAGCUAUUUAUCCCGAACAUCGGCAAUCAAGCUACCCCAACUAGCUCACGGCUGGCAGUUUGUAAACAGAACCU